AUACACUUCUGAGAAACUCCUCUUUAUUUCCAUACAGAAAUCUGUGCUUUCGUCUACUCAGAACGCCCUAUGAUUUCUCAGGCACACUAGCGAGGGGCAGGCAGAGAGUUUGAAGGGCAUUAAAAUCCAAGGGAGCUUUGUCAUUAACUUCUGUGGUCCAGACUUUCAAAGACAACUAGCUGCUAUGUAAUAAGACGACUGGGUGGAAUUCCCCCUUUUCUGCAUGAGAGGUGCUGAAGGACUGCAAUGUAAAGGAAGUCACAGAGAUUGCACCUGGUAUUUUCACCCGAUAAGAUGGCCUCAGGAACAUUUGGUAAUUACAAAGAAAACUUUGAUGACUAUGAUUGGGAAUAUGACGGCAGCCUGGAGGUCUCAGAGCUUUUGCGGGAGAAAAUAUACAGCGAGGAGCUGCAAAGCUUGCUUUCUGAAGAGUGGAACUACAUGGAACUGUUGCAGGAAGUGGUGAAUCUUGAGAGGUCUGAAGGAAUCGUCCCUUGGGAAGAGAGCACCAGUGAAGAUAUCAUCGUCUUUCUGAAGCAGUUCCCGAAGCAGAGAGAGGAGAUAGAAAAGUGUAUCCAAUGCCUUAAGGAAAUGGCAGACAACAUUGACAAGACCCAUAAGAGGUGCACCAUUGCCAGCGUGGCAGCAAAUUCCACCAGCGUGGCUUCUGGCAUCUUGACCAUCCUUGGGCUGACCUUAGCACCGCUGACAGCAGGGGGAAGCUUGGCUCUCACAGCAACUGGGAUAGGCUUAGGGGCAGCGGCAGCAGCAACCAGCAUUUCUGCAAAUCUGUAUGAGAACGUCAGCAAUUCAAAGGAAAGGAGCAAAGCCAACGACCUUCUGGCGAAAUGCCAAAGCAACCUGGAAACAUUGACCUGCUCUGAUGAAGUUGAUUUCAGAUCCAAAUUCUCCCCAGCAAGCGAGGCCACAGGCGACCACCUGAAACACGUCCUUUCCCCUGCAAGUAAAAUUCCCGGGGUCAUAUGCAAAAGCGUGACGGGGAUAAGAACCAACGUAAGAGCGUUCCAACUGGUAAAAGCUAACCCUGGCUUGAAGGCCUUAGCAAAACGGCUCACUGCAGCUGGGAGCACAGCCCGGAAUGCAGCAAAGGGGACCAAGCAAGUGCAAAAAGCCCUAGCGGGAACCACGUUUGCCAUGUCCAAAAGCGCCAGGGUGCUCGGUGCCACAGCAGCGGGGGUUUUUGUCCUGCUUGAUGCCUAUAGCCUCAUGAAAGACUCCAUCCAUUUAGCUAAGGGGGCUCAGGUAGAGGCGGCAGUAGAUAUAAGAGAAAAAGCCAGCCAGCUUGAGAAGGACCUUCAAAACCUCAGUGAGCUGUAUGAGGAGCUGAAAGGCAUGGUGUACGGAUAGAAGACACACACAUUCUCAUUUCCAGCGUUGGGCCACAAGAACCACCAAACCACAAGGGGAGGGGAGAUCAUGGUAGAAAGUCAAAGCCUUCCAAAGCCACACGUGCUGCUAGCUGACAAGGAGAUGCCAGCUCCACUUUGACCAAAAGCAUCAAACUCUGAACAGCUCAAAGAGAUUGCAACCAUAACCCAGUCCCUCCUGUCUCAGGAAUUCAGUGAAAGGAGCAGGAGACGUUGUUCAGAAUCUGUGGCAUCCUGCUAGGAGUUUAUCCUAUCCUGCCUAUGCUUACGAGAAAGCAACAAUGUCCUGCAUGCACGUGUGAGACAUCUGCUCAGGGGUGAAAUUGCCAAGCCAGUAACUGCUUUUCAAAUGAACUUGUAAAGCAUGAAACUUUUUCUCCCUGUCUGUGUGGAGUAUAUUAGCUGCCUUGCCCACAUCUGUAAUGCUCACUGAAGCAUUUUAAUUCACCUCAGAGUGAAUAGCUAGAAAUAGCUGAAAUAGUUGUGCCUUGUCUUUGUGUUAGGAGUGACAUCUCCUUCCCUUAAUGCCAGGGGUUCUACAGACACCUAUUAAAAGACUCCGCCUUGAAGAGAUUGAAAACCCAAUAGAUAAGGCAGACAAAUGGGGAAAUAGAGGCAGAGAGAGGAAAAGUGAUUUGCCUGAGAUCUGCCAAGACAGCAGCAGCGCUAGGCACAGAACCCAGGUCCCUUGGGUUCCAUGCCACUAGACAAUGCUGUUGUUAGGCAUAGUGGAUGCCGUGCCGACGGGGUAAGCUGAGGGCAUCAUGCACUUUCAAUGAGGCGCUGACAGGCAUGGUGCCACAAUUCUCCUUUUCACGUGGAGAUGAGAGAAUCCUGCGUGGCUGAAGGGGAACCGGACUCAUGCUUGGCAGAGGCCCUUUCCUCCUCCUCCUCACCCACCCAGUUAUUUGACCAAGUACAGCACUAGAUGAGGGAGGCUCGGGACCCCACCACAUCUGGAAUUCAGCACCCGCUGUUUAGCAAGAGAUGGCAGGAGCCUAACCUGAGUCAGGGGCCGUCGUUAGCACCAUUCCUGUGACUCAGCACUUCAAAGCUAGGGAGGCAACCCUCUGCCUCAACCUCUCUCCUUGCAGGGAGUGAGUCACUUCACUGCAGGGCCCGGUGCUCCUGAGAACGGCUCCUGCGAAUGCUGCUGCACAGUAACCAUGGGCAGCAGCGCUAGAGAGAGAACCAAGCUAGCCUAUGCCUCCCUCCCACUCACCACCGGGAGGAGGAUAGAACAGGGGGUGCAGAACCCGGGGCUGGGAGUGAAUGUCUAGAUGAGUUGAUGUCGGCUCUGGAAGCCCCCCGCAUACUCCCUGGAGUACAUGCAGCCCUGUUUUAACCAAACAUGUGCUAGCAUGGGGGAGGUGACAGGGCGAGUAGCAAAGCACUAUCUCAGGGAGCUGGCGAAUCAAACCUUUUACAUUUCACAGGGUGGGAAGGGCGCACACACUCUAGCAAAGAGGAAGCUAACAUGUUGUUUCAGGCUCAGGCUUUAAACUGAAAGUGUGGCCUCUGCUCAAGCACUCCCAGUGCUCUGUGUAAACCCCCUCUUUGAGGGGGGCAGCUAACAGCUCUGAGAGCACAGUUCACAGCACUGUAGCCUGGUUUACACAGGAGCUUUCCAGGGCUAUGACUUACUGAGCUCGAGGGGGGGGGGUGUUUUUUCACACCUAUGAGCCAGAAAGUUACAGCUCUUUUAAGUGGCAGUGUAAACUUGGCCUCAGGCAACACUAACUAGCCACACUUUGUAGCCUUGCUCUGCCUGGGGCAAGAAAGCUUAAAAGAGACAGCCUGCAACAGGACGGGGUGGCGCCUAAGAAGGGGAGAGUGCUGUACCUUGAAGAUUUCUGGGUACAGGGACAGAUCAGUGAAGAGGAAGAUGAUUACAGACCCUGCCACCACCCCUGAGAAUGUCUGAUAUACAGCAGGGGUGACCAAAAGGGAGGGGGCUUGAGGCAGACCCUAAUCUUGAGCAGUAACAUCAUCUGGGGAGUUGAGAAAAUAUACACAGAUAGUAACUCAGGGUUCGUCUACACUGCACUGUUAUUUCGAGGUAACUAGUGUUAUUUCAAAAUAACAAUGCGAGUGUCUAC
Messenger RNA from Pelodiscus sinensis (Chinese soft-shelled turtle), 3487 nucleotides. Its product is annotated as apolipoprotein L6. Gene Ontology annotation, cellular component: extracellular region; membrane. Gene Ontology annotation, molecular function: lipid binding. Gene Ontology annotation, biological process: lipoprotein metabolic process; lipid transport. The record is from RefSeq and is a predicted model, not a curated record. NCBI's taxonomy places the organism in Eukaryota, Metazoa, Chordata, Testudines, Trionychidae.